AUGGAUCUGAAAUCAUCAUCAGAUGAAACCAAUGAUAUUAUUAGUGACACAAUGGAUGAUAUAGUUGUCAAUGUCUCUGAUAAAAACUACAAAAUCGGUUUCUACAGACAAACGCCAUUAUUGGUUGGUCUAAACCUAACGGUUCCCAAAGCAAACAUCUUAUCAAUUGUCGGACCAAAAGGUAGCGGCAAAACAUUGAUACUUCAAUGUAUUGCUGGUCUGAUUAGACCAUCAAACGGCAAGAUUGAAGUGUUUGGCGAAGAUUGUUCACAACAACAACAACGACAACAAGAAAUUUACAGAUCUAUUGGAUAUAUGCCACAAAAAUUAUCACUUUAUGAUGGAUUAACUGUCGAAGAGAUAAUGAAAUAUUUUGGCCAACUUUACCAAUUGCCUCAGGAGUUGGUCCAAACAAAGAUUGACUAUUUGGUUGACUCGAUUUCGUCGACGACAAACAACAACAACAAAAAGAGUACAUUAAUUAGACAACUGACCACUAAUGACAAAGUAGUCGUAUCGUUGGCCAUAACGGUACUACAUUCGCCUCGAUUGCUGCUCAUGGAUGAGCCUACAAGACAUUGCGAUCCGUGGCUCAAGCGAUCCAUUUGGCAACAGCUCCGGCAUCUCUGUCUAACCGAAAAGGUUACGAUAGUAGCCACUAGUAGACACAUUGACGAAUCAAAAUAUGCCGACACUGUGGCACUGGUCGGACGAGAUGGACAACUCGUUGAAGAGUCGGUACCCAAACAUUUUGCUAAUGAUUUUGCUUCAGUCGAUGAUAUGUUUGAUAAAUUGUUUUUCAAUAAACAACAACAACAACAACAUCUCAUUGACAACAAGUUUUGCGGAACAAGUUGUCUAUCAGUGACGACAACUACAAGUAUUACCACAAUUCAGGAUCAAAACAACAUUAGUAAAGAAGAAGAAGUAUUUGAUGCCAAAGAAGAAGUUACCGAAAGUCAAACAUCACUCUAUGUGACCACAGACGACGACAUUGACGGUCAAAGUGGUAGUGAUAGUGGCUUUAGGAGUGGAUGGAUCAGUAAAUCAGUUACCACUAAACGUAUAUCAGCUCUCUAUUACAAGAAUCUGAAACAACAGAUGCGAAACAAAUGGUUUCUUAUGUUUUACUUACUAUACCCGGCACUGGCUGUCAGCCUGUUUUGUGCCUGUAUUGGCAAAAAUCCAUACGACAUACCCGUCGGUGUCUACAAUCCUGAUCGGCCGUCGUUUGUCAGCGAUAUUAUACUCAAGAGUUUCAAUCAGAAAGUGAUUCAAUUGAUUGAAUACGACACGUUUGAGUCGGCCUACGAAGCCGUCCGUCAUAAUCAUGUCUGGGCUAUGCUAUCGUUUCCACACAACUAUACCCGAUCUAUGCUUCACAGAUCAUCGCAGGGAUGUGAAUCAGGUGAAGACCUAACAGAAAUUGAUAUCGUCGGCGAUGGCGAUGACGACAACAACGGUGGCGAUGACGAGACCACUGCCGAAGAAUCGAUUGUCGACACCAAACAUAUCGUCCGACACAAGAAUGACAACGAAUCGAUUGAUGAUAAUAAAAGACAAACUAAUAGAUCAAUCGGAGAUCUGGAGAUUAUGGAUGACAUGAUGUCGUCUACGAUAGACAACAACACCAUUACCAACAACAACAACAACAAUAGUAAAGAGAUUGAUAAUACAGCCGGUGAUGAUGACAACGACAACGACUAUGAGAUAAUAGAUGAAGAACCGAAACUAAAACUAUUGACAACAAUUGAUUUAUAUAUGGAUAAUAGCAAUCUCUUAAUUAGCGGUGCCAUCAAAACACAGGUAAUACUGGCACUGAAAAAGGCUAAAAACCGAUCCACAGAUAUGAACGACGGAUACUCGACACCACUACAGAUAGUCGAUCCCAAUGUUUACGGUCCGUCGGAGGCCGAGAUGUCCGAGUUUAUAACACCGGGCAUAAUCAUUGCCGUAAUAUUUUUGUCGUCCACACUGUUCCCGGGUCUGACACUUAUCCAGGAACGCCGUAACCAACAAUUAGAGCGGUCGACAUUGGCCGGUGUUCGGGUAUCGGAAAUUAUUUUAGCCCAUCUACUCAUUCAUCUAUUGAUACUAUGUUUGCAAAUUAGUUUCAUUAUGUUUGUCACGUUCAGUGUAUUUGAUAUGCAUUUAACGGGAUCAGUAUAUCUGGUUUAUCUAUUGCUUAUGAUUCAGGGCGUAACCGGCCUGAGCUAUAGUAUAGCUAUAGCUUCGGUAUGCACUAGCGAAGUCUAUGCCAUUAUCAUAUGGUUGUCCACAUUUUCGUUGGCCGUCACUAUGUGUGGUACAUUCUGGCCAAUUCAAUGUAUGCCACCGGCGGCCGCACUGGUAUCCAAAUUGUUGCCGCAAUCUAUUGCCGGUAAUGGUUUGAGAUCUAUCAUAUCGAGAGGAUGGGAUCUAUCCUAUACUACUGUUCAACUUAGUCUAGCAAUACCAUUGUCAUAA
Oppia nitens is the source of this 2466-nucleotide messenger RNA. Its product is annotated as ABC transporter G family member 23-like. The record is from RefSeq and is a predicted model, not a curated record. Gene Ontology annotation, cellular component: membrane. NCBI's taxonomy places the organism in Eukaryota, Metazoa, Arthropoda, Arachnida, Sarcoptiformes, Oppiidae. The transcript has 4 exons. Gene Ontology annotation, molecular function: ABC-type transporter activity; ATP hydrolysis activity; ATP binding. Bases 1 to 2466 code for a protein of 821 amino acids.